This is a messenger RNA of Syzygium oleosum, 2879 nucleotides long. Its product is annotated as G-type lectin S-receptor-like serine/threonine-protein kinase LECRK3. The transcript has a single exon. Gene Ontology annotation, biological process: recognition of pollen; protein phosphorylation. The coding region runs from base 191 to 2668 and encodes 825 amino acids. Gene Ontology annotation, molecular function: protein serine/threonine kinase activity; ATP binding. The record is from RefSeq and is a predicted model, not a curated record. Lineage: Eukaryota; Viridiplantae; Streptophyta; Magnoliopsida; Myrtales; Myrtaceae.
CUUGACUAAAAGAGGAUGGAAAAGUCUUCAAUGGAGUCUGCUUAAAUGCCCAACCGAUAAUGCAACACAGCGGGUCGUUGCAUCAAAGACUUCGUUGACCUCAAAACUCCAUAGCCACAACCUUAUUUCCUCUCUUCUGGCUGAGUUCAAACCCAUUCUUGAAUUGAAUACUUUCCUGUUUGAUAACUAAAUGAAUCCUCCAUCAAUGUCCCCUGUUUCGAUCCAUCACAUCCUCUUUUGCUUGCUUUUUCUACUCCCGAAUCCUUCUCUAGCCCAAACUAACAUACCAGUUGAAUCUUCUCUAACUGCCACAAAGGGCAACUCUUCAUGGCUUUCUCCUUCUGGAGACUUUGCAUUCGGCUUUCGCUCCUUAUCCAACGGCGACGCCAAGAAUGACCAACUCUUCUUGCUUUCUAUCUGGUUUAACAAGAUACCUUCUGAAACAAUCGUCUGGUACGGGAAUCAAGGCCGUCCGGCCCCCGAAAAUUCGAAGCUAGAACUCGCUUCUGGUUCAGGUCUCGUCCUCACCAAUCCACAGGGUGAAGAGCUGUGGAAAUCCGAGAACAUCCUCGGCACCGUCUCGCACGCUGUGUUAAAUGACACAGGCAAUUUCGUGAUCCUGGACUCGAGCUCGGAGGUACUAUGGCAGAGCUUCGACAAUCCUUGCGACACAUUGCUUCCGUCGCAAGUGCUAGGAAAGAACAAACUCCUCUCCUCCCGUCAAUUGGAGGAGAGCUUUUCCAGAGGAAGAUUCCAACUUCGGAUGCUCAACAGCGGAGACCUCGUGCUCAACACGAUCAACCUGCCUUCCGAGUUCGCCAACGAGGCUUAUUAUAGCACCAAGACCGACGGCAGCUCCAACGCAUCGACCGCGGGGAAAGAACUUGUGUUCAGCAACUCGGGUUCUCUGUUCGUCUCAAGAGAAGAUGGCGAGAAAGUCUAUCUCUCGCAGGGGCAAAUACCUUCGACGUCGGAUUUUUAUCACAGAGUCACCCUGAACUUUGAUGGUGUCUUGACUCAGGUUGUGCACCCCAAGAAUUCUGGUUCCAGUGGAAGCUGGAGAAUUCUGUGGUCGCAACCUCAAGACAUAUGUAGCGAUGUUUAUGUCCGUGAUGGAAUUGGCGUUUGUGGGUACAACAGCAUUUGCAAACUGGGUGCGGAUAACAGGCCAAAGUGUAACUGCCCAGACAAAUUCACGUUGCUCGAUCCCAGUGACAAGUAUGGCAGUUGCAGGCCUAAUUUCACGCAGAGCUGUGCGGAAGAUCAGGAAAGGUUAAAGCUUGGUCCGAUGGAGGACCUGUACGAGUUCGAAGAAUUAGUAAACACAGAUUGGCCAACCUCCGAUUACGCGCUAUUGCAGCCUUUCAGCGAAGACGAGUGCCGGAACUCAUGCUUGCACGACUGCAUGUGCGCGGUGGCGGUUUACAGGGGUGGCCAGAGUUGCUGGAAGAAGAAGCUCCCGCUCUCCAAUGGGAGAAUUGUCCCUACACUCAACGGGAAGGCCAUGAUCAAAGUCUCGAAGCGCUACUUUCCUCCUACUGACGAUCCCCGAUUCCGGGAGCCAACGGUGAAAUAUAAAGAUCAGAAAACUUUGGUUUUGGUAGGAUCAGUGCUUUUGGGAACUUCUGGUUUUGUGAACUUUGUACUGAUCGGCGCUUGCGUGGGUUUUUUCCUAAUCCACCGCAAGCAACUCAAGAAAAUAUCCACGAAAGGGAAAAUGGUGGAGACGAAUUUGCGCUAUUUCACUUACCAGGAGCUCUUCCAAGCCACGGAUGGGUUCAAGGAAGAGCUAGGGAGGGGAGCUUUCGGGAUUGUUUAUAAAGGGGCGAUUUCAAACGAUGUAGCGGUGGCAGUGAAAAAGCUGACUAGCAUGAUGCAAGACAAGGAGAAGGAGUUCAGAACCGAAGUGAAUGUGAUCGGUCAGACCCAUCACAAGAAUCUAGUCAGAUUACUCGGUUUCUGUGAUGAAGGGCAAGAAAGAUUGCUGGUUUAUGAGUUCUUGAGCAACGGCAGUCUGUCGAGCCUUCUCUUUGAAGAAGAUCCAAAACUGAAAACCCCUUGGAACCAGAGAUGCCAGAUCGCUUUCGGAGUAGCCAGGGGACUAAUGUACUUGCACGAUGAGUGCCCGGUGCAGAUCAUCCACUGCGACAUAAAGCCGCAGAACAUCCUCCUUGACAACUAUUGUGUUGCGAAGAUCUCCGAUUUUGGGAUGGCCAAACUCCUAAUGAUGAACCAGAGCUACACCCAAACGAACAUCCGAGGGACGAGAGGGUACGUCGCUCCCGAAUGGUUCAGGAACCUGCCCAUCACCGUGAAAGUGGAUGUGUACAGUUUCGGAGUCCUGCUUCUCGAGAUAAUCUCUUGUAGGAGUUGCUUGGGAAAGCAAACAAGUGGAGAAGAAACAGAGAGAGAGGCCUUGACCGAUUGGGCUUAUGAUUGCUUCAUGGAGGGAAGGUUGGAUGUACUAGUCGAAGGCGACGUGCAGGCUCUGCGAGACAGAGAGAAGCUGAAGAAUCUGGUCAUGGUCGCGUUCUGGUGUAUUCAAGAGGACCCCUCUUCGAGGCCGACGAUGAGGAAGGUGACGCAGAUGCUAGAAGGGGCAGUGGGAGUGCCUGUUCCUCCAUGUCCAUUCCCUUUCAAUAGCUGCAACUCUUCAAUCGUUCCAUGAAAUCAUGAUGGUAUCCCUUCUCAUACAUAAGGGCAGAGCUGUGUGUGUUCAUUAUAUAGGUAGUAAUCUUAUUGUGCUAUAGUGAGCAUGUUGUUUAGUAUUUUGUUAAUUCAAGUUUAGCAUGCUAAUCAUGAGAAUCUUGACCAGCCUAUGCUGCUGAAUAUAUCUACACCUGCGAAGGCAAAUUAAUUUAUCGAUGCAGUUGAUUUUA